This is a messenger RNA of Microthlaspi erraticum, 3141 nucleotides long. NCBI's taxonomy places the organism in Eukaryota, Viridiplantae, Streptophyta, Magnoliopsida, Brassicales, Brassicaceae. The record is from the annotation of a GenBank genome assembly.
AUGGCUUCUUCUUCUUCUUCUUCUUUUACGUCUCACAACAACAGAUUCGAUGUCUUCCCAAGCUACCAUGGACCAGACGUCCGUGCAGGUUUCCUAAGUCACUUGCGCAAGCAGUUUUCAUUGGACAAGAUCAAGAUGUUCAAUGAUCAAGGGAUUGAGAAAAGUCAAAUGAUCGCUGCUUCACUCAAACGAGCUAUAAGAGAAUCAAAGAUCUCGAUCGUGAUACUCUCCAAGAACUAUGCUUCGUCAAGCUGGUGUUUGUAUGAAUUGGUGGAGAUACUGGAGUGCGCAAAGGCAGAGGGACAGAUAGUGACGACCAUCUUCUACGGAGUGGAUCCAUACGACGUACAGAACCAGACCGGAGACUUUGGGAUCGCUUUCAAUGAGACUUUUGAAAUGAAAACGGCCGCUGAGAGGUGGAAAUGGAGGCAAGCUUUGACAAAUGUUAGCAAAAUACCUGGAGAACAUUUGCAAGACUGGGACAAUGAAGCAAACAUGAUUCAGAAGAUUGCAAGAGAUAUUUCAGAUAAACUAAAUGUAAUACUGUCGGGAGAUUUUGAUUUCAUGGUGGGACUUGAAGCUCAUUUGAGAGGAAUACAGUCUUUGUUAGAAUUAGAUGAUGAUGGAGUUAAGAUGGUUGCAAUAUAUGGUCCUCCAGGCAUUGGUAAGACUACCAUUGCCGGAGCUCUACAUACACUGCUCUCUAGCAGUGUUUUUCAGCUUUCUUGUUUUAUGGAGAAUCUCAAGGGAAGCUUCAAUAGUGGCCUUGAUGAGUAUGGGUUGAAGUUGUGUCUACAGAAGCAACUUCUCUCAAAGGUUGGGAACCAAAAUGGUAUGAGUAUAUGCUGUUUAGGUGCAGGAAAAGAUAAUCUAAGCGACCAGAAACUGCUUAUUAUUCUUGAUGAUGUGGAUGAUCUGAAGCAACUUGAGGCUUUGGCUAAUGUAACUACAUGGGUUGGUCCUGGAAGUAGAAUUGUAGUUACCACAGAGAACAAAGAGCUUCUGCAGCAGCAUGGUAUCAACAAGACGUACCAUGUGGUGUUUCCUUCUAGUGAAGAAGCUCUUGAAAUCCUAUGUAGAUAUGCUUUUAGACAAAGCUAUCGACACCUUGGGUUUCAAGAGUUUGCUUCUAGAAUAUCAGAACUUUGUGGUAACCUUCCAUUGGGUCUCCGUGUGGUGGGCUCAUCUUUACAUGGGAAAGAGCAGAACGAGUGGGAAGAAGUAAUGCGCAAGCUAGAAACUAUUCUUGAUCAUGGAGAUAUUGAAGAAGUUUUAAGAGUCGGUUAUGAGAGUUUGCAAGAGAAUGAGCAAACUCUAUUUCUCCACAUCGCAGUCUUCUUCAACUAUAAAGAUAGUGAUCUUGUGAAAGCCAUGUUUGCUGACAAUAACUUGGAUGUCAAGCAUGCGUUAAAAGCCCUAGUCGAUAAGUCUCUCAUACAUGUAUCUAAUAGUGGAGAAAUCGUGAUGCACAAGCUACUACAACAAGUGGCUACAAAAGCCUUUCGUAGAGAAGAACCAUGGAAACGCCGGAUCUUAAUAGAUGCUCAAGAGAUUUGUGAUGUUCUUGAAUGUGCCGAAGGUACUAGAGCUGUGUCCGGAAUAUCAUUUGAUAUCUCUGGUAUCAAAGAAGUAUCUGUAAGCAAGAGAGCUUUCACAAGAAUGCCUAAUCUUCGAUUCCUCAAAGUUUACAAAAGUAAAGAUGAUGGCAAUGACACUGUGCAUAUACCAGAGGAGAUGGAGUUUCCGCGUCGUUUAAGAUUACUAAAUUGGGAUGCGUACCCUAGCAGAAGUCUGCCUCCUACAUUUCGUUCUGAAUAUCUUGUUGAACUUGAUAUGAAAUAUAGCCAUCUCGAGAAGCUCUGGAAAGGAACUCAGGCGCUUACAAACCUCAGAAAGAUGGAUUUGUCAGAUUCUCGGAAGUUGAAGGAACUCCCAGAUCUUUCAAAUGCUCCAAAUCUUGAGACAUUGGAACUGAGUUCUUGCAAGAGUUUGGUCGAGCUUCCAUCCUCUAUAGCAAAUCUUCAUAACCUACAAGAGUUGUGUAUGCAAUCUUGCACAAACCUAGAAGUCCUUCCAACUAACAUCAACUUGGCAUCUCUUGUGAAGAUCGACAUGUCUGGAUGCUCACGUUUGAGAAUCUUCCCAGAUAUUUCUACAAACGUAGGGCAACUCUUUGUCUCAGGCACAGCGGUAGAAGAAGUACCUGCGUCAAUCUGUCUAUGGUCUCGUGUUCGGUACAUUGAUCUGAGCCACUGCAUGCAUCUCAAGAGAUUAACAAAUCUUCCCACGGCCGUAAAGUGUCUAAACCUGAGCAACAGUGGUGUUGAGAGGAUCACAUAUUGCAUGAGAGACCUUCAUGGUUUGGAAGAGCUUAAUGUUUCUGGCUGCAAGAAGCUUGAAACAUUGCCUGAGCUCCCUACCUCAAUCAUAGUCGUAACAGCAGAAGAUUGUGAAUCACUUGCGAGAGUAACUCACCCUUUAAACAUUCCAAACGCGCAGCUUAACUUCACCAACUGCUUCAAACUUGGCGGAGAAGCAAGAAGACUAAUCAUACAACGGUCGUUUCUUGAUGGGAUUGCUUGCUUACCUGGAAGUGUAAUUCCUAGUGUGUUCAAUCACAGAACCAAGGGAAACUCAUUGACCAUUGGUCCUUUCUCUGCAUCCUCUAGGUUUGAGGCUUGCGUCAUUAUUUCUCCAGACCAACACCAACACACGAGAGAAGACAUAUAUCUUGGUCUACGUUACCGUAUACUAGGCAAAAGCGGAGAUGCCAUUUAUAGAAACCCUGUUUCUUCCCUAAACCCUAGCGAGUCACCAGAGAUUCAAACAAAACAUCUUUGUAUAUUUCAUUGUGACUUGCCGAGAGAAGAGAUAUGCCUUGAAGUUGGCAUCGAAAUCUUGUUUGAGCUCAGCAACAGUGCAUGCGGUCCACUGGAUGACUGUGAGAUUACUGAAUGUGGAGUACGAAUCUUGACGGAUGAAUGGGAGAGAAGCAGUGACGACGAGACCAAAGAUAAUUGUGGAAUAGACCAAGUUUCUGACUGGAGUUACGAGUUUGAACAGGUCUUCAAGGUCUUGGAAGACUCUGAAGACGAGUUUGUUGCAACCAGCGAUAGUGAGGCGUCUCAAGACUGUGACUAG